Molecule: messenger RNA, 4644 nt
Organism: Chara braunii
Lineage: Eukaryota; Viridiplantae; Streptophyta; Charophyceae; Charales; Characeae
Source: the annotation of a GenBank genome assembly
GGGUCGUCGAGAGAGGGCAUCCGCAACGCAGUUCCUUUUGCCAGGGGCAUUGAAAUGGGCAAGGAAGUCUAGCCAGCGAGCUUGGCGUGAAGUGCUAUCCUUCUUCGAGAGGGUGCAAGAGACGAUGGUGUUGUCAGUGCGGAUGGUGAAGUAUUGCUUGUCGAGGUACGGGCGCCAGCCGGUGAGGGCAUGAAUCACGGCGAGGAGUUCCUUCUCGUUGGAGGGGUAAUUCAUCUCCGCGGGAAGGAGCUGCUUGCUUGCGAAGCCAAUGGGGUAUUCGCCAGGUGGAGCCUCGGGGUGAGUGGGCGAGUCCUUGAUGGAGGGGGUCUCGAAGGUGUCGCGGGGGAAAUGUUGGGACAGUACGGCUCCAAUGGCGAAGUCAGAGGCGUCGGUGGUGACAUAGAAAUGGCGAGUGAGGUCGUCAAUCUUGAGGACAGGGGCCGUGGUGAUGGUUUGCUUGAAUCUCGGAAAAGUUGCAAUGAACAGGCGGUAAUAGUUGUCAAGGCCGAGGAAGGAACAGAGUUGGAGGAGGGUCUUGGGCGGGGGGUACUCGACGAGGGAUAUGACCUGCGAGGGGUCCAUACGGAUGCCUUCAGCAGAGACAGUGUGACCGAGGCAUUCGAUGCUCGAAGCGGCAAACAUACAUUUGUUGAACUUGUCGUAGAAUUUUUUCUCUCGGAGGGUCGAGAGGACAUGCUGGAGGUGCUGAAGGUGGGAUUCGAAGGUGGGGCUGAAGACAAGGAUGUCAUCAAGGUAGACAACAACGCAGACUUCGAGGAGGUUGCGGAAGAYGUGGUUCAUGGUAGAUUGGAAGGUGGCGGGGCCAUUGGUGAGUCUGAAUGGCAUCACGAGGAAGUCGUAGUCCCCGAACCGAGAGCGGAAGGCGGUCUUGUGGGUGUCCUCCUCGCGGAUACGGAUCUGGCAGAAGCCACUGCGAAGGUCGAUCUUGAUAAAGUACUUGGCUCCACGAAGACGAUCAAGGAGCUCGGAAAUCCGAGGGGUGAUGUGGUGGAAAAAGAAGGUGCGGGAGGGGGCGGGCGCGGGCUGGUGGUGGGGGUGGAGUCGUCGAUCGUGGUGAAGCAUGCAAGAAAGGAGGUCAGCAAGGGGCAUGUAGGGUUCGUGGGCGAGGGCGGUUGCAAGGUCUUUGUGGCAUACUCGUUUGAUGCGGGAGAUGAACGCAAAGUCGGGAAUGACAGUGGUGGGGAGGUGGUGGCGGAGGGAGCGGACGUAUUGGACGAAGCGAUCCGUGGGACCGGUCUUGCGAAGGUGGCAGAAUUGUUCAAGGUAGUCAUCAAUGGUUUUCUGGGGGCGGAAGGUGGCAGUGAGAAGGUUGGCCCAUUGGAGGAAGGAGUGACGUGGCCCUCCGGAGGCUUGACGGUUGCUGACUUCAACCAUCCACCAUUUGGCGGCAUUGCCGAGGAGGCGGGAGGUGGCAAUGGGGAGCCAGUUUGGAAGGUGUUGAGUGUGUGGAGGAUGGCGGAGAGGUCGGAGGUGGCGGUGUUUGCUGGUGGUUGUUCGCCUGCGAGGUUGCGGGCAAUGGUAUCGACCGAGUCGGUGCGGAUAUCAGACAUGUUGAUGGAGGAUGCGGCCAUGUCGGGGGAAGAGGGGGUGGACGACGCGGUCGGAACGGAUGUGGAGGAUGCAACAGCAGCGGUGGCGGUGGCAGCAGCGGCGGCGGCACGUUGGGAGUUCUUGGUUUGGCGUUGGACUUCAUGCAGGAGCACUUUGGACCAGAUCCUGGACAUCCUAACAAGGCCAGGAUUUAGGCCACCAGCACAAUCGUCGUUGCCGUUAUCGGCGAUGUCAGGCCCUUUUCCAGUUCAAGCUGGUGCACAGCCUAGUGGUACGUCUGCAGCAGCCGCACAGACUGUUGCAUCUUCUUCUUCGGGUCCAGCGGUGAUAGCUACAUCACCGCAACAACCUGUUCAGCAACCUCGACAGACGCAAGGUCAAUGGUAUCCUAAGACCCCGAUAAAACCGCCUCUUGCCUUCUCAGGCGAGAGAAAGGACGAGGAACUCAACACAUGGUUGAGAACGGUCCCGGUUUGGGUGAAGGCAAAGAGGACCCUGCCUGAGGACGAAGUGGUAACUAUUGCAUCCUACCUUGAGGGUAAGGCAGCCAAGUGGCUAGAUGGAGUAGUUGUAAAGGCCGGGCACGGGCGACGCAUGGCAGACUGGGCUAAGUCUUUGACGUUAGACCAGUUCAUGGAGAUGGUAGAAGCUCGAUGGCAUAAUCCACACGAGGCACAAAAGGCCAUUGAUGCCAUUAACAAACUAGACCAACGAAAGUUCAGGUCAGUUAGAGAGCUUACGACUACCGUUGAGAGCCUGAUCCUCGUCCCAGGCAUCAACUACAGUGACCAGUUCCUGUUAACAACGUUUGUUAGAUGUUUGCUAGAGAACAUCACGAACUUGCUGGCCAGCGAGGCACGCACGGAGUAUCAUUCGUUUGAGACAUUGUCUAGGAAGGCUUUAGAUUUGGAGGCCACUCUAGGCAAUGCUCAACCCACCUCACAGGCUGACUCAAAGAAGAAGAAGAGUCCUCAGGAGUGGAAGAAGAAGGGCGCAAAGUUGAUGAUGGUUGAGUCUGAUGGGACUCAAACUGAGAUCGAUGAGCUUUCUGACCUGAUGGACUACUCAAAUACAUUCCAGCAUGCUAUGAAUCGGAUCUUCCAUGACCAUUUAGAUAAGUUUGUCGUGGUCUACCUACACGACAUUCUGAUCUUUAGCAAGUCUGUCGAGGAGCAUGCACAGCAUGUUGAGACGGUACUUUCACUCCUUCGACAACACAAGUAUAAGGUCAACUUAGAGAAGUGUGAAUUCGGUCGCACUAAGAUACUAUACUUGGGUCAUGAAGUAUCCGCGGAGGGAAUUAGGCCGGAAGAUGCGAAGGUGGCUGGUAUUCGAGAGUGGCCACGACCUCAGACAGUCACUGAGGUCAGAUCAUUCUUAGGAAUGUGCGGCUACUAUAGGAACUUCGUAAAGAAUUAUUCUACAGUCGCCUCUCCUUUGACUGAUCUAACUCGACUUGACACGCCGUGGGACUGGAGUGAUGAGUGCGAGAGUGCUUUCAAGAAAUUGAAGCAUGCACUCAUGAAUCAUGAAGUUCUCAUGGUUCCCGAUCCGCAGAAGCCAUUCAUAGUAACCACUGACGCAAGCCAAUACGGCAUUGGCGCAGUGCUGGCUCAGCAGGAUGGGAAAAAGUUGAGACCGAUUGAGUACAUGAGUAAGAAGAUGCCAUCGAAGAAGUUGGCUAAGUCCACCUACGAAAGGGAACUCUAUGCUCUCUACAAGGCACUUGUCCAUUGGAGACACUUCCUUUUGGGAAGGUUCUUCUAUCUGAGGACUGAUCAUCAGACCCUCAAAUGGAUCAAGACUCAACCGGCUCUUUCUAAUGCACUCAAGCGAUGGAUUGAGGUCAUAGACCAAUAUGACUUCAGGCUUGAGUACCUGAAGGGAGAGUACAACAAGGUUGCAGACACGCUAUCCCGUAGAGCAGACUACCUAGGUGCGCUAGUUUCUGAAUUUGGCGUAUCUAAUGAAGUAACUCAAUCUUUGGUGGGAGCCUAUCAGGAAGACCUUGUCACGAUGGACAUCAUCUGCAAACUUCAGGCAAAACACAAGGGCACGGAAAGUGAGUUUGUGAUGGUGGAUGGGUUAAUCUAUCGUGAGAAGGCCGGAAUAAAGAGAUUGGUAGUUCCAUCUAGUGAACCUUUGCGUAGUUUGUUUUUAGGAGAAUGCCAAGACGCAAUGGGACACUUUGGCUACAAGAAGACGAGUGCUAACCUAGUACAGCGAUUUUGGUUGCCUGGUAUAUUUGAUGACGCCAAGAAGUAUGUGGAGACCUGUCAGGUCUGUCAGCGGGACAAGCCGCGAACUCAAGCACCGCUUGGGUUAUUGAAGCCUUUACCUAUUCCUGAUGGUCCAGGACUGAGUGUUUCCAUGGAUUUCAUGGACACCCUAGUGACCAGCAAGAGUGGCACACUUGAAUACGAUGUGCAAUAUGAGAAGUUGCUGCAAGAGGCUGUUGAACAUAUGAAGAAGGCUCAGCAAGCCAUGAUUGCUUCUGAGAAUCAACAUUGCAGACAGUCCACAUUUAAGGUACGGGAACGUGUCUGGGUCAAGGCUAGUGAGUUAGGACAGGAGUUCGGAAUAUCUCGCAAACUAAUGCCUCAGUACUUUGGUCCCUGGGAAGUCUUGGAUGUAGUGGGAGAUGAGUUGGAUGGUCCCACAUAUGUCAUUCGUGUCCCUGGACACCUACGCACUCACCCAGUCUUUCAUGCCUCAAAGUUUGCACCUUUCGCUGAGACUGAUCAAUUCCCUUCCAGGAGAUCGAUGCUUCCCCCAACCAUGGAUGGACAAGUCGACAUCGACGACAUUGUGGAUCACAGGGAUAUGCCUGUACCGAAACCGCUGGGUCGAGGAAGACCUCCUAAACCCAAGAGGGAGUACCGGAUCAGAUUCAGGCAUCAUACGGAUCCAAAAGAAGAUCGGUGGUUUACUCGGGAGGAACUGAUGGAAACAGCUCCUCAGGUGGUGGCAGAUUAUGAACGGAAGCUAAAAAGGAAGGCACCUGCGAAGUAAGCAUCUCAGCGGACUUUCGAACUAAGGGGGAUGGAAUGUGAGGAAUGAGCCCUCAAAAAG